AUGGCGGGCAAGAUGGUUCUGUACAAGCUGGUGGUGCUUGGAGACGGUGGUGUCGGCAAGACUGCAUUAACAAUUCAGCUGUGCUUACAACACUUCGUCGAGACUUACGAUCCCACAAUCGAGGAUUCCUAUCGGAAACAGGUCGUCAUUGAUGGCCAAGCAUGCAUGCUGGAAGUGCUAGACACAGCUGGCCAAGAGGAAUACACAGCAUUGCGCGAUCAAUGGAUUAGGGACGGCGAGGGCUUCGUACUAGUAUACAGCAUAUCGUCGCGGUCGUCCUUUUCACGAAUCAAGAGGUUUCAUCACCAGAUUCAAAGAGUCAAGGAAUCUGUCAGCUCAUCGCCCACCUAUCCUGGCUCGCCGAUUGCCGCUGCUGCCCCGUCACCCAACGUGCCCAUCAUGCUUGUCGGCAACAAAAGCGAUCGGGUAACCGAGCGCGAGGUCUCAACACAGGAGGGACACGCUCUGGCGCGCGAACUGGGUUGCGAAUUCGUCGAGGCCUCGGCCAAGAACUGCAUCAACGUGGAAAAGGCCUUCUAUGACGUGGUGCGGAUACUACGCAGGCAGCGCCAGGCUGCCGCGAGACCAAUGGCACCUACGAGGGGCAGCAAGGAGAACGGAACCCAUCAGACCUCGGGGAAGAAGCCGGGCAGACGAGGCGAAAAGAGCAGCGGCCGCUGUGUCGUCUUAUAA
Pestalotiopsis fici W106-1 is the source of this 693-nucleotide messenger RNA. RefSeq names its product Protein ras-2. Gene Ontology annotation, cellular component: plasma membrane. Gene Ontology annotation, biological process: signal transduction. The record is from RefSeq and is a predicted model, not a curated record. Bases 1 to 693 code for a protein of 230 amino acids. NCBI's taxonomy places the organism in Eukaryota, Fungi, Ascomycota, Sordariomycetes, Amphisphaeriales, Sporocadaceae. The transcript has 2 exons. Gene Ontology annotation, molecular function: GTPase activity; GTP binding; GDP binding.